This is a messenger RNA of Brettanomyces bruxellensis, 1206 nucleotides long. RefSeq lists its product as uncharacterized. The record is from RefSeq and is a predicted model, not a curated record. Gene Ontology annotation, molecular function: deNEDDylase activity; metallopeptidase activity; protein binding. The transcript has a single exon. NCBI's taxonomy places the organism in Eukaryota, Fungi, Ascomycota, Pichiomycetes, Pichiales, Pichiaceae. The coding region runs from base 1 to 1206 and encodes 401 amino acids. Gene Ontology annotation, cellular component: COP9 signalosome; cytoplasm. Gene Ontology annotation, biological process: protein deneddylation.
AUGGUAACCGUGGACAUCUGUUCAAAGCUCACCGAGGAAACGGUUAGGGCUGCGGAAUUUGAGCAACAACUAAGAAAUAAACGAUUGGACCUGAAGCCAAACGUUGAGAAAGAAAUGGGCAUUACAAAAAUUAAGCGAACUGAUGAUACGAAGAUUAGGAGCUUUUACACCACCGAAGUCAAGAGUUUGAAGCCAGGAGAUGCCAAACCAUGGAAAAAGCAAGCACACUACUUUCAGACGGUUCAUAUAGCGAUUUCUGCUUUGAUCAAAAUGACAGUGCACGCAAGAUUGGGAGGACCACUGGAGAUUAUGGGAAUGAUGACUGGCAAGUAUAUUGGAAAUGAUCUCGUAGUUCUCGACAGUUUCCCACUUCCAGUUCAUGGUACAGAGUCAAGGGUUAACCCGCUAGAUGAGGCAUAUGAGUUCAUGCUUAGUUAUAUUGAGCAGGAGCACAAAUCAGGUUUGCAUCCCGAAAAUAUCAUUGGCUGGUAUCAUUCACAUCCAGGAUUUGGAUGCUGGCUUUCGGGUAUAGAUGUGAAGACACAACUACUCAAUCAGACGUUUCAAGAUCCGUAUGUGGCAAUAGUUAUUGACCCCGAACAGACUGCCAGUCUUGGAAAAGUUUCGAUCGGCGCAUUUCGGGCCUAUUAUCCUAAUGCACGACAGGAUGAGAAGAUACAGUCGGAAAUACGCCAUGGCGUAACAAAUAGAACGGAAAUAAAGGACCAGACAAGCCAUGAGCAGUUGAAAGAUUACGGAUUUCAUGCCAACCAGUACUACGCGCUUAAUGUUAGUGUUUUCUGCACAGAUGAGGACCAGAAAGUUCUUUCCAACAUGGGCACAUCAAGCUGGUUUUCGGCUCUUUGUGACACGGUGAAAUCUAAUGAUGCUGUGGAUAUUGAAGAGUUAAGUCGAUUGAACGAUCACGUGAGCAGAGAAAUUAACAGUGCACUCAGGAAUAACGAAUACAGAAGUGGAGCGGAGAUGGAAAGAACUUCUUCUUCUUCGAACUACAGGCGGCAGGUUUCGGCUAUCUCUUCGCCAAUGUUUGGGGCAUCUGAUGGUCCAGGUUCGAAAUCGGGGGGUAGGCAAAAAGAAGAUGAUGAGUACAGAGGUGCCUUGCUAACACAACACAUUGAUGUAAGUGCAGUAAGUGCUAUGCAACGCUAUUUGGCUGAUGAGGCACUUGAUGAGCUCUUUGGAUGA